GUAGCGAUUCCAAGAUAGAGACUACAAUUAGGGCUCUGAGAAUUCCCCUCCGAUCUCCCGAUCUCCCCUAAUUUCUAGCGUUUCCGUCGCGAUUUCGAUCGGCUUCGGUUCGAGGGGAAGCCCUCGGUGCUGACGAUCUCCGCCUAAGAUUGGCUGGAGGAUAUGAGAGCGUCGGAGGAACUCCUGGCCGCGAUGUCCCUCGCCGGCGCGCCGGCGGAGUCUACGGAUGAAUUUCCGGAGGGUUCAUCGUCUCGGAGCGCACUGAUCUCGUCCUCGUGGAUCGUGGGUUGCCACGGGCUCCCGUACAACCUCGCGUUGAUCGUCCCCUCGGCCCUCUUCGUCGUCUAUCUCGCCUCGAAGGCACGGAAGAGCUUUGCGAAGCUCACAUAUGGCCAUUCUUACGUCAUGAUGGCCUAUUACGCCCUCCUGUGGGUCGUCACCGUUCUCAAUCUCUCUUGGUGCCUCGUGCAGGCAUGGGAAUGUACUACUGCUAAGGAAUUAUCUUGGAACAUGUUGUCAUUGUUUACAGAAUCUGGGAUGUUGCUUUUGGAAGUUAGCUUGCUGGCCUUUCUACUCCAAGGAAAUCAUGCAGGUGGAUUGGAAGUUUUAACGCGUACUUUUGUUGUCUCAGGAGUAAUCGUCGCUGCUGAUACAUUACUGAAGGCCAUCUAUAUAUUUGGUUUUGGAGUUCCAUUAUUCGCAGACAAGAACAAAACAGCAAAUGGUGGAAGAUGGGGAUUGUGGAUUAUCCACAAGAUGUUGCUUACUGCUGUCUAUGGUUUCAUUUUCUUCAUGCACCACUCAAAGUGGAGAGAAAGGUUACCAGCAAGACCGGCAUUCUACAAAUACGUUUGUGCAAUGUUGUUGUUAAAUACAAUGUCCCUAUUUGGCUGUCUGCUUGCUGGAAAUGGAGCUGGAUUUGGGAUCUGGCUGUUCAAUCUGACAAUGAUAUGCUACCACUCUCUUUAUCUUCCACUUCUAUACAUGGUCUUCCUAGCAGAUUUUUUCCAGGAAGAAGAUUUGCGUUUGGAGAACGUGUACUACUCGGAAAUGAAAGAUGCUGGUUUCUUUGAUGACGAUUGGGAAUAAGAACAUCAGCUUAAUAGGUUAUAUGGCGACUCACUAUACCUUUGUAAAUAAAUGCAUUACAGGAUCUGUGUUUAAGAGUACAGAUUUAGCUUUUGUAUCAAUUCCAAGCGUCGUUAUUACAAUCUGAUUUUUGACACAAACAUUAGUAGAACAAUCAGCCUUGUUGUGCCUUGAUAUUGUGCUAUUCUAUGAUUCGUCCAUGAUAAGUUGCCCAGCUUGCAAUU
This is a messenger RNA of Musa acuminata subsp. malaccensis (wild Malaysian banana), 1313 nucleotides long. RefSeq names its product protein CANDIDATE G-PROTEIN COUPLED RECEPTOR 2. Gene Ontology annotation, biological process: G protein-coupled receptor signaling pathway. The record is from RefSeq and is a predicted model, not a curated record. Gene Ontology annotation, molecular function: G protein-coupled receptor activity. NCBI's taxonomy places the organism in Eukaryota, Viridiplantae, Streptophyta, Magnoliopsida, Zingiberales, Musaceae. Gene Ontology annotation, cellular component: plasma membrane.